Rotaria socialis is the source of this 1389-nucleotide messenger RNA. The record is from the annotation of a GenBank genome assembly. Lineage: Eukaryota; Metazoa; Rotifera; Eurotatoria; Philodinida; Philodinidae.
AUGAUGCUAUGGCUUGUUCUUCUACUACCUAUACUAAGUGUAACUAGUCGAUCAAUUAGUAUUGAUCAUCAUUUACAGUCAAAUACAAUAGCAGAUCGUAUUAUUGAAUUAGUUACUCAAGGUGAAUUUCGUGGUGUAACUUAUAAUCGUCUAGCUGCCUUAGUUGAUACAAUAGGGCCUCGUCUAUGUGGAAAUGAAUCAUUAACCAAUGCUGUUAAUUGGGUACAAAAUGCUAUGAUCAAUGAAGGUCUUGAUAAUGUUCAUACCGAACAAGUUAAAAUACCACAUUGGGUACGUGGUGAAGAACAUGCUCGAUUAAUUCAACCUCGUAAUACAAAAUUAUCCAUGCUUGGUUUAGGUAAUUCAGUUGGGACUGGACCCAAUGGAAUCCAAGCACCUGUACUUGUUGUUCGAUCGUUCGAUGAAUUAAAUGCAAGAUGUGGUGAAGCACAAAAUAAAAUUGUUGUUUUUAAUCCUCAAUGUGAUUGGCAAGCACAACCUAUCGGUUGCUAUGGUCCUGUUGUAGGUUAUCGUGUUGGUGGAGCAUCACAUGCUGCUAAAUGUGGAGCAUUAGCAUCGCUUAGUCGAUCAGCUGCAUCACGCUCCAUUGAUUCACCACAUACAGGUGUUAUGGAAUAUGAUUUAACAUAUCCGAAAAUUCCAGCAGCAUCACUUUCAGUUGAACAUGCCGAUAUGCUUGAUCGUUUUCAACAACGAAAUCAAUCUAUGGAAAUUUUUCUCUAUAUGGAAGCACAAACAUUACCUGAUGUUGUUGGUUACAAUCUUGUAGCUGAAGUUAAAGGUUCAACAUUGCCCAAUGAAACUGUUCUUGUAAGUGGACAUUUAGAUAGUUGGGAUGUAGGCCAAGGAGCUAUGGAUGAUGGGGGUGGUGCUGCGAUUUCAUGGACUGUUCUUUCGCUAAUUCAUGCAUUGAAUAUUCGCGCUAAACGAACAAUACGUUGUGUUCUAUGGUCAUGUGAAGAAUUCGGUGGCAUUGGUGGUGAUCAAUAUUUUACUGCACAUCAAAAUGAAGUACCAAACAUGAGUAUUGUCAUGGAAUCAGAUCUUGGUGUUUUUCAUCCUCAAGGUCUUCAAUUUCAAGGCAGACCUGAAGCACAACAAAUUGUAACAACUAUAUCUAAACUAUUGACAUCAAUCAAUGCAACACAAGUGGUGUCAGGAGGUGGUGGGGAAGAUAUUAGCAAAUGGAUGCAACACGGAGUUCCCGGUGCAUCACUUUUGAAUGAUAAUUGGGAUUAUUUUGCAUAUCAUCAUUCGAGAGGUGAUACAAUGAAUGUACUUAAUUCAACAGAUGUUGAUUUAGCAGCCGCUGUUUGGGCUGUGUAUGCUUUUUCUAUUGCUGAUCUUGAUUCAAUUUUACCACGUUAG